Messenger RNA from Rangifer tarandus platyrhynchus (Svalbard reindeer), 2979 nucleotides. The record is from the annotation of a GenBank genome assembly. Lineage: Eukaryota; Metazoa; Chordata; Mammalia; Artiodactyla; Cervidae.
AUGGCCCGCGGCGAGACGACCUGCGGGAGCGACGCGCGGCUGCGGCUGGGCCGGGACGUGGUGCGGCCCGCGCCCGCUCUGCUGGUCCCCGCCGUGCUGCUGGGCACCGCGCUCGGCCUCGGCCUCGGCCUCUGGCUCGGCUGCCGCUCCGCGCGCCCGCGUUUCCGGCACCAGAAAGACGACACUCAGAGUCUGCUCAGGAAUUUGGAGUCUAACAUCCAGACCCCGUCGGCAGCUGGGUCCCCAUCCAGGAGGAGGAAGAGAGAAGCACUGACUUCAAAGGAUGAGGAGCCUCUGGACGAAUACGAGCCGUCUUUCAACAGCAACAUCACAGCGUUUGCGCUGAAGGCGAAAGUCGUCUAUCCCAUUAAUCAGAAGUUCAGGCCUCUGGCCGAUGGUUCCUCCAACCCAUCUCUCCAUGAAACCUUAAAGCAGGCCGUCCUGCCGAACCAGCCGCUGGAGGCGUCCCCUUCCAGCAGCCUGGGGAGCCUGAGCCAGGCCGAGAAGGACGACUGCAGCUCCUCUUCCAGCGUCCACUCGGCCGCCAGCGACGACAGGUUCCUCGGUCGCAGCUUCCUCGGGGCGAGCAGCUUCCCCGAGGUGCUGACCUGUGAGAGUGUGGACCUUGACUUGUGUAUCUACAGCCUUCACUUAAAAGACCUGCUGCAGUUGGACGCGGCCUUGCAGCAGGAGAAGCACAUGAUGUUUAUUCAGAUUUUUAAAAUGUGCCUCCUUGACCUUCUCCCUAAAAAGAAGUCUGAUGAUGAAUUAUACCAGAAGAUUCUUUCAAAGCAAGAAAAUGAUUUGGAGGAAUCAGAAAAGAGACUUCAGGUCAAGCUGUCAAAUACAGAGAUGUUGGGUGGCAGAGACUCCGAAUACAUCACCCUGGCAGAUGUGGAGAAGAAGGAAAGAGAAUAUUCUGAGCAGCGAAUAGCUUAUAUGGAAGCUUUCUGGAAACAGAUGGAAAACAUCCAGCACUUUCUGGUGGACCAAUUUAAGUGUUCCAGCUCCAAAGCUCGACAGCUCACAAUGACUCUGACAGAAAGAAUGAUUGCAGCCGAAGGGCUGUUGCGUGAUUCUCAGGAUUUGCAGGCUCUGGACACCCUGGAGAGGACGCUGGGGCGGGCGCAUGUGGCCAAAACGAUGGAGUUCCUGAAGCUGCAGGUCCAGGAGGAGACCAAGUGCCGCCUGGCAGGCAUCUCCCACAGCCUGGAGCUGCUGACCAUCGAGGGGAAGCUGUCCGGGCGGGAGAAGGAGGACCUGCUGACCCAGCAGCACAAGGCCUUCUGGGAGGAGGCGGAGGGCUUCGGCAGGGAGUUUGUCCAGCGAGGCAAAGACCUGGUCAAGGCCUCGCUGGUGCGCCAGGCAGAGGAGAUGGCAAGGCUUACGCUGGCCCAACAGGAGGAACGGAGGAGCUUCCUGGAUGCGGGGCAGCUGACCGCCCACCCCGAGGAGUUCCUCCAGGCAUUUCACGACAUCCUGGAGAUGCAGAGGCUGACACGGGGUGACCUGGAGGAAGAGGAGGACGUCAGGGCUGCCCAGGCCGUGGCCGCACUCUGCCAGGAGCUGUACCGCAGUACCAUGGAAACUUUCCAGAAGUUCGCCGACAUCCUGUUCCUGCAGACGCUCCCCCGUGUGACCGACCUCUCCCAGGCAGAGUGUGAAUACCUGAGGCAGGAGGCCCAGGAGAACUCGACUCGGCAGCUGGAGAAGUCGGACCGCUUCCGGAGCCAGCAGUGGAAACUCUUCCAGGAUCUCUUAGAGCAGGAAAAGCAGGUGUGGAUGGAGGAGCAUGCACUGUCCACUCUGCUACAGACACACCUGAGAAACGACCACGAGAGCAUCAUCCACCGAGUCUUGGGCCAGCUUGGCAGCCUCAGUGAAGAGUCCACUCAGUACAUCCUGCAGGGGCACGAACUGCUCCUGCGCUCAGCUCUCCGGAGGCUGGCUCUCCGCGGCAGCGCCAUCACCACCCUGACCCAGAUGAGGCUGUCGGGGAAGAAGAGCCUUCUCCAGGAGCUGCGGGAGCAACACGCCCUGGAGCAGGGCUCCUCCCAGUGUCUGGACGAGCACCAGUGGCAACUGCUCAAAGCUUUGGAGGCGCGCGUGCUGGAGGAGGCUGGCAGGCUGGAGGAGGAGGCGCAGCAGACGCGCCUGCAGCUUCAGCAGCAGCUCCUGGCCGAGGCCCAGGAGGUCGGGCAGCUCUUGCAGCAGCACAUGGAGCGCGCCAUCGGGCAGGCGCUGCUGGGCCACGCGCGGAACUCAGCCUCCAGGAGCCGGGCCAAGGACACGGACGACUUCAAGAGAACGCUGAUGGAGGCGGCCGUGGAGAGCGUCUACGUGACCAGCCCUGGCAUCAGCCGGCUCGUGCAAGCGUAUCAUCAGCAGAUUGGGAGGGUCAUGCGGGACCACGAGGAGAGAAGGCUGCAACAUCUGAAGGUCCUACAUGGUGAAAGAAUGGAAGAGUACAAGUUGCGGAAAAAGCAAGAACUCGCCGAGCCUUCGUCCGGAGCCGAGGUGGCGGGUGGAGCUCAGGAAGCCUCCAGAGCUGUUCACCAGAGGAUGUUGGCGCAGCAGAGAAAGUUCCUGGCUCAGUUCACCGCGCACCAGCAGACCCGCCGUGAUGCGCGGAAGCGGAAGGCGAGGGUCAUGGACCACCUGGAAGCCCAGCUUGAGACCCAGCUACAGGAAGCUGAACAGAACUUCAUCUCAGAGCUGGCAGCAUUGGCCCGGAUACCUCUUGCCGAAAGCAAAUUAUUUUCAAAUAAACGUGGGCUCUCAGAGAAGCCCCUGAGGACCAAAAGGAAGAAGCCAGCACCCCGAGAGAGAGGGGACACUGGGGGUCCCAAGGACGAUGACCCUGCCUCGGGGGGCCCCACGUCAGGAUCGCUUAGCAGUAAAAGGCUGAGCCAGCAAGAAAGUGAAGUUGGUGACGGCGAGAAUUCCAAGAAGAUGCUAAAGAGAAGAAGCCAUCUGUAG